CAUCGAGUCGAGUUACAGUUCGAGUUAGAACUUAUGACUUGGAAAAUUUGAACUCGAAAAGAGGAGAAAAAGAAAAAAAAAAUUCGAACCCGGAAAAGAUUUAAAUUAAUCUUUCUAAUCUUUACUAUCAUGAUAUCAUCAUCAUUAAAAAUUUACAUUCUUUUAGCAAUUUCUGUUAAUUGUGAAUUAAUUAGUCGCCCUAUUAGACAUACAAUUAAGAAACAAGUGAUUGACUCUGUGAAUCAAAUUGAUUCAAUAAUUGAUUCUGGUGAUGAUAUUUGCCCUCGAGCUCGUGAAGAAGCCGCUGCUCGUGGUAGAGUUUGCUUAAAAAAGUGUACAUCCGAUGCCGAUUGCAUAAGCACACGGAAGCGAUGUCUAUGUGAUGGACUUUGUGGAUGGAGUUGUGUACGUCCAGAUUUAAAUUGUGAUGAAGUGCCACUCAUUGAAAACGGUCAAUUCAAAGUAUCUGGUAAUCAUUUUGAUGCUCGAGUGGCAUAUACCUGUUCAGAGGGCUACUUCAUGUCCGGUCCGAGGGAAAGGGUAUGUCAGGGUGAUGGUUCAUGGAGCGAUACACCACCAGUGUGUCGGAAAGAGGCCAAAUGCCGAUCACCUUUAGCUAUUCCUCACGCUCGUCACAACGCAGCUUUAGACCAAACCGAAUUCCCGAUUGACGAUAUGGUUCAAUAUUCUUGUUUCCCUGGCUACGAUUCUGAGGGGUUUACCAAUGCCAAGUGUCUCUAUUAUAACGGUACCGCUCAGUGGUUGGGACCUGAUCUAAAGUGUAUUCCUAAAAGUUGUGGUCAUCCAGGGGAUAUCGAAAAUGGUUCUAAAGAGGGUUACAUGAACACCUUCACCUCAAAAGUUACUUAUUCCUGUGAUCAGGGUUACCUGAUCAAGGGUCGAUCUUCCCGUUAUUGUCAAUCAAAUGGACAGUGGUCAGGAAUCGCACCAACAUGUAUACCUGUUCGAUGUGAGAAACCUGUUGAUCCUGAAAAUGGAAGAGCAAAUUAUACAUCAACUAAUUAUAAGUCAACGGUCACUUAUGAUUGUCGCUACGGGUACUCAUUAGUUGGACUUGUGAGUCGAACCUGUGGUUCAGAUAAACAAUGGGAAGGAGAGACACCCAAAUGUAUUGAGAUUGAAUGUCAACUUCCUGGUUUUGACAGCGGCGGUGGAGGUGGAGGCGGAGGGUUGCCUAAUGGUUACAUUGAAGGUAGACGAACCUCAGUUGGCUCAAAGAUUUGGUUUAAAUGUUACGAAGACAUGGUCUUCAUUGGUCCAUCUGAAUCAGCAAAAUGCCAAGAAGAUGGCACCUGGUCACACCCUUUACCUGGUUGUUAUGCUCCUUGUUUGGUUCCUGAUAUAAUAAAUGGUCGUAUCAAUAACAUCGCCCCAGGGUCAAGGGUUCCUCAUGGUACCAUAAUCAAUGCAACAUGUAAACCACAAUAUGAACUUUCAUCAACCGCAUCACCUUUCCUGUGUAAUAAUGGCUCUUGGACUCAUAUACCCAAAUGUAUUCCAGCUCGAUGUAAAAGAUUACCUGAUCGACCUAAAAAUGGUAUUGUCAUUGCCCCCAAAACUGACCAUGGGUCAAAAGCUUUAUAUAAAUGUUCCGAUGGUUACAAUCUGAUUGGCUUUAAUACAACUCAAUGUAAUUUUGGUAAAUGGACAAAAGCAACACCAGUUUGUCAUGAAGCUGAUUGUAAGCCAAUUGAAAGUACACCUUGGAUGGAGGUGACCACUGUCCAAGGCUUCCAUGGUUCCCAUUCAGCCAAUGAAACUAAUCCUCAUGGUACAUUGAUUCAGGUUUCAUGUAGUUCAAAGUAUUCACUGAAUAUUGGCAAAAAUCGGACAGUCAAGUGUAUAAAAGGCCAAUGGAAACCUCGAACUCCUGUUUGUCUAUUAACACCAUGUUCAAUUCCAACCCUUGACAAUGGUCAAUAUUUUAUGGUCAAUUUAAAUUCAUCAUCAUCUCUACCACCGGGAUCAAAAGUUUCAUCGGGUGAAAAUAUAACAAUCAUCUGUAAUUCAGGUUAUCAGAUUAUUACAACACCUUCAUCACCUUUAUCCUCAUCACUUUCAACAGCAUCUUCAUCUAUACCUUCAUCUAUUAAUAUAUCUUGUUCAUCGGGUAACUGGCAAGUAGUUAACGGUACUUGGCCUGAAUGUUAUCCAUCAUCAUGUCGCUUACCUGAAAUUUUUCAUGGUCAAUAUUUGUCUGGCUAUCGGGCAGGAAAAACAGUUUCAUCUGGAUCUUUUGUCCAAUAUCAGUGUUUAUCACCUGAUUAUUCAAGGUCAACCCAUCGUCCAAUCCGUUGUAUUGAAGGUCAAUUUCGUCCUGAAGCUCCCGCUUGUAUUAAAUUAUCAACAAGUUCUCCCUCCUUAUCAUCUGAAAGUUUCAGUAAAACUAGACCAGAAAUGGACAGUUUUGCAAGAAGAGGUGAAGAAAAAGUUGCUGACACAAUUGAUGAAGAUGAAGAUGCAAGAGUUGUGGCAAUAAUUGAGGAAGAUGCUAAGGAAGAGAAAUACUUAGAUGGACUCAGUGAUAGUCUAAGGUCAUUUAAAUGGUGUCCACCUCCUCAAAAUUAUAAUUCAUUGCUCAAAUUUCCCGAUAAUCAAUUGAUAACCAUUGUGCCACCAACAACAUCCCCAUCACCUACAACAACAACACCAUCAUCUUCACAAUCAUCAAAAAGUUUCACAAGUGAUACUAUUGACUUUUCAUUAUCAUCAAUUGAUAGUUUCACUGAAUCAUUUAUCAACAGUGCCAAUGAAACAAUUAACUCUUUGUUCAAUAUUUCUCAAUCAUCAAAUGAAACACUGAAUGAAACUCAGGGUAUCAAUUACUAUGAACAAGGUUACUUACCACCGGGUUCAGAGGUUAUAUUUAAAUGUAUCCCACUUGCAGGUCCUGGAGUUAAUAAGCAGCGUACCUUUAGGAAAACCUCAUGGAAACUUAUCUGUGAUUCAAAUUCAGGCUCAUGGUUGGGUGUAAGUUUACCCUGUAUGGAUGAAAAUGAUGAUAACCUGAAUCUGGAUUCAUUGAUGAAUGCAAGUUGUACCUUUGAAUAUGGUAUAACCAUUGGUGACCAUGUACUUGCUUUCAUUGAAGAUACUCAGCCAAUUCAUGAGGCCGAUUAUCCCUCGGGCACUGUAAUCAAGUUGAGAUGCCUUGAUAUUGGUAAAUACAGUUUACAGGGUAGUUCAACAAGGAAAUGUGUCUAUGGUGAUUGGGAUGGAGUUAAGCCCGUUUGCUAUGGACUUUCACAGCAACAUGAUUAUGCACUUGAAAAACCUCCGACAAUUUUAUUCCGUCAUCUGUCCGGUCCAAUUGCUCAAAGUAAUGAUGGUCACCUAAUUGUUCAUCCUGGAACAAUAUUACAUCUUGAGUGUCUUUGGAUUCGUAAAUUUGGUACACCCGUUUGGGAGGUUGACCAUGGUCAUCGAGCUUACCCUCAAGGAUGGACAACUGACCCCGCUCGUGAUUCGACCCUUGAAUAUCGUCUGUCCAUCUAUCAUGCCGAUGAAACAGACUCAGGUACUUAUACCUGUGUUACUCCAGUUAAACACCGACAUUCAGUUACAAUCAUAGUUAAAGCAAUUUUUUGUCCUGAACUUCAAUUACCUGAUGGAAUUCAAAUUAACACUAAUGAAAUCAAAAUGAAUACCAAAGUUAUCUUUAAUUGUGCCAACAAUCAUCUAAUGAAAUUAAAUGGAAGGGAUCAAACUAUUUGUUUACCUUCUGGACGUUGGUCAAAUCCAGUUCCAAUUUGUGUCCAUAAUUAACUCUAAAUUGAAUCAAUAAUAAUCAUAAUGUAAAUUAUCUAACCAUUUGUUCAAUGUCAUUGAUGUAAUUGUCACGAAAUUUUGACCUUCAUUUUUUCUGGAAAUAAAAAUUAAUUCUUC
Messenger RNA from Panonychus citri (citrus red mite), 3906 nucleotides. RefSeq lists its product as uncharacterized. The record is from RefSeq and is a predicted model, not a curated record. Lineage: Eukaryota; Metazoa; Arthropoda; Arachnida; Trombidiformes; Tetranychidae. The coding region runs from base 130 to 3786 and encodes 1218 amino acids. The transcript has 10 exons.